Molecule: messenger RNA, 10872 nt
Organism: Hemicordylus capensis (graceful crag lizard)
Lineage: Eukaryota; Metazoa; Chordata; Lepidosauria; Squamata; Cordylidae
Gene: WNT9A
Product: Wnt family member 9A
Exons: 4
Coding region: 38-1150 (370 amino acids)
Biological process (GO): cell fate commitment; neuron differentiation; canonical Wnt signaling pathway
Cellular component (GO): extracellular region
Molecular function (GO): cytokine activity; frizzled binding
Source: RefSeq, a predicted model, not a curated record
GAAGGAACGCGAUGGUCAGCCCGAGCGCCGCAGCAAAAUGCUGGAUGGACACCGCCUGCUGCGAGGGCUCUUCUCCUCCUCCUCCGCCUCCUCCUGCGCGCUGCUAGUGCUGCUGGCCUGCUGCGCCCCGGGACCCUCCGCUGCCUACUUCGGGCUGGCUGGGAAUGAACCCUUGACCAUCCUCCCUCUGACUUCAGAAAUGGAGGAAGCUGCCGUCAAAGCCCACUACAAAGUCUGUGACCGCCUGAAGCUGGAGAAGAAGCAACGGAGGAUGUGCAGGAGAGACCCUGGAGUGGCCGAGACCCUCAUGGAGGCCAUUAGCAUGAGUGCCUUGGAGUGCCAGUACCAGUUCCGCUUUGAGCGGUGGAACUGCACCCUCGAAGGCCGCUACAGAGCCAGUCUGCUGAAGAGGGGUUUUAAGGAAACGGCCUUCCUCUACGCCAUCUCCUCGGCAGGGCUCACCCACGCCAUGGCCAAGGCCUGCAGUGCUGGGCGCAUGGAGCGCUGCACCUGUGACGAGGCCCCUGACCUCGAGAACCGCGAGGCCUGGCAGUGGGGCGGCUGCGGCGACAACCUCAAGUACAGCAACAAGUUCGUCAAGGAGUUCCUGGGGAAGAAGUCCAACAAGGACCUGCGAGCCAGGGUGGACUUCCACAACAACCUGGUGGGCAUGAAGGUCGUCAAAGCGGGAGUGGAGACCACCUGCAAAUGCCACGGUGUUUCAGGGUCCUGCACGGUCAGGACGUGCUGGCGGCAGCUCUCUCCUUUCCAUGAGAUUGGCAAGCAGCUGAAGCAGAAGUACGAGAUGUCACUCAAAGUGGGCAGCACCACCAAUGAAGCGACGGGCGAGGGGGACAUCUCCCCUCCCAAGAAAUCCGUCCCAGGCCACGGCGAUCAAAUCCCAAGGACUACAGACCUUGUCUACAUUGACGACUCCCCGAGUUUCUGUGUGAUGAGCAGAUACUCGCCCGGCACGUCAGGCAGGAAGUGUUACAAAGAUAAAAACUGCGAGAGCAUUUGUUGUGGCCGAGGUCACAACACACAAAGCCGCGUGGUGACCAGGCCUUGCCAGUGCCAGGUCCGCUGGUGCUGCUACGUGGAGUGUAAGCAGUGCACGCAGAGAGAGGAGGUCUACACCUGCAAGGACUGAUGUGCGGGGCUCAUGUGCCCAUGUGGAUAGCCCAUAGCAAUGCAGAUGCUGUGCAACAAGCAGGCAUGGAGACAAAACAGGGUUUGAUGCAUUUCUUGGUGACUGGAAGCUCUGCUGAGAUGUAAGCACUUUCGUCAGGUCCCAGCUGUGUUCUCUACUUGUUCCCUUCUCUGCAAACCCACAUGGGGGUCCAAGCAUAUGGAACGAAGUGCCUGUUGCGUGGUGUGGGUGCCGAUUCUUUGGAUGGGAGAUAGUAUUGUCAAAAUCUAUGAAACGAUUCUCAACUGGAUGGCUUGCUCUUCCAUCUUGGUUCUUCUUCAUCAUCGGCCGUCACAGAUCCUGACCGAAAUGAGGAGUUCUCUGUUUAGGAUCAAGAACCUCAUUGCCUAGAAUUCAGAUGCUCUGGUUGGUUUCAUGGACUACCCAACUAACCUGAGGACUAAGUGGAGGAGCUGAAGAAACUGUAUUAGGCAGAACUAGACAGCGAUAAAUUAAGGGAUGGCACUUGUGGAUUUCUGGUUCCAGGUUAGUCCUCCGGAGCAGAAGAACUGAAACCAAGAAAAACAAACAAACGAUCCUCUUUGCUGGAGAUCCUAGUACAUCAGUGGAGCCUGCACAAAGGAGAGCUGCUUUUGUGGUUCCUCACAAAGAACGUUUGUUCAUCUGCCUGCACUUUGUAGCAGAGAUUGUGCAAACCUUUUUCAAAAUUGUUCCAGACAGGGGAAAAAAAGCAUUUUUAUUUUUUUUAGCUAUGGUUCAUCAUAAUCCACCUUUCACUAGCCACCUUCAUUACCUACUUCACACUAUGAAAAUCACCAGAGGCCUUCUUAAACUUCCUAUAGACACCGCCAUGCACUGCAUCUCACGACUUUGUACCUCCUUUUUGCUUCAGUCACCCGGUGGAGGCGGCUUAAAAUCCCAGGAUGAAACACACCCCGGUUUCUGGACACUCAGUUUUCCGCUGCCUGGUGGUGGAGAGACCACAGCCUUACAGAGCAUACUGCUGCUUCUGAAUUUCCUUGAAUUGAACUGUAAGCCAUUCUGGACAGGCUUACUGCUCCCAGGAUUCUGUCAAGACAGCAUUCCAUUUACUCUCAACAGUGGCAGUGAUAUUAAUCUGGCACAAAUCUCUAUAUAGACCUUUAACUUUUUUUAAACCACUAGACUGUGUAUUUUUAGAAAACUAGUUUUUAUUAACAGCAAUGCAAAUAUUGGAUUCCAAGUGACCGGUCAAUGAAUUAAAAGGACGGGGGAAGCCAGAGAAGGAACAGAAACCACAGCAGUGACCAAACACACUGGUGGUGUGGACGACUUGACGUCCUUCCGUUGCUCUUAAUGAGGAUAUUACAGUUUGUAUCUUGGAUGCAACAACUUCUCUUCAACAACACUACUUGGAUCAGAAAUGGCUGGCUGGCUGCCAUACUGGCAAAGUGCCUGUGUAGGUGGUGAUAUUGGCAGUGAGUGUUUUGGAUGAUGGGGUCACUUCUCUGAUUCUCUAGUAGUAGCAUUUUCUCUAGUUAACCUGUUGACCUGGUGUUCAGGGGGAGCUGGAUAAGAGACCUUCUUCAUGGGUUCCAUUUUAGCCUGUCCAGUUUUCCAAGGACAGCUUUGUCUUUAUUGGACCUUAAAAAAAAAAUAGCCACUCAUAUUUAAGCUAUUCUUGAGCAUCUCCUAAGAGGGGAUGGAUUUGGUUUGCUUCAUAUUCUUGGGGACAAACUGAACUAUAGCCCGGUGUGUUGGCCUGCUGUUGGAUUGUGGCAGAGAUGAGGGAGUGGCACACCGAUAGUUGAUGUAGGAUCAUGCAAAAGUGAAAGACUCUAUCCCUUCUACAUCUUGACCAGCAGCACCCAACCACCUACUCCCCCACCCCCUCUCCAGCCCUGACAGCCCAGCAUGGCUUUGCACGAUGCCAUCCUGACCCACAAAGAUGUCGUCCCGACCCGUCCGUGGCUUCCUUACCGAAUGGACAAGUCCUGAAGCUACGUGCAAAAGGGUUGUACCUAUAACAAGUCAAGACUGAAUAGAAACCUAUUAUUCAGUGUGGAUAUAUAUGCUUAAAUAUAAAUAUUGAACAUUUAUUUAUUAAGCCUUUUGGAAGGACCUUCUUGUGGUUUCAAUGUGGUAUUACGUCCAGUCCUCUCUCGAGGCUGCCUCCUCCCUCCUUUGCCUGCAUGUGUGCCUUAAUUUCCAGAGUGUCUUAAUUCCACCCACCCACCCCACAAGGUUGGGCAUGGCUACAGAAUAAGAUGCACACGAGAUUCUUCAGGGUUUUGAGGGGAGGGGUAUUUGAACUGCUUGGCUUAGUCCCACCUCACUAGAAGAAUAGGGCCUGGAUUGGUGCCUUGAAAAUGGACCAUGGUUGAAUGAUGCAGGCUGUGUGUGAAGGCCCAGCUCAAGCUGUUUUGUUGCCCUGGGUGAAACUGCCACUUGUGCUGCCCUUGGCACCUUGUCUGGGGUUGGGGAACGGCUCGCGAGUCCUCCUGGACUGGGUUCAGUUUCAACCUCUUCCAUCAUCCCCAGCCAUAGUGGCCUUCAGAUUUGUACAAAUGUCUUUGGCCUUUGCGGCUACAGAUGGUGGAAUUUGGGUCAUCAGAUAUUACGUUAGACUACGAGAAGCCCUGAUGCAGUGAAGUUUGCUGUUGAGCAAAGCGAGGAAGGGUCUAGUCAGGAGAACUGGGAUGGGAGACUUGUACCAUCCCACAGACCCUCUUGUCUCCCAGAGAUCUGGGUUGAAGAGGAUGUGAUUUCAGGGUCUUCUCAGCCCACUGUUUGCUCAGUGCCACAGCCUAUUGGAUUGGGACGGAUCCAGCUGGUGAUGGAGCUAAUUCCCCUGAUCAGGGUCUGAAAGCAGAAGUGUUCCCUAAAAUCUAAAAAAAAAUAGUUCUUUGUUCUGAGUCCAGUUCCAAGCCAAACUGCUCCCUGCUGCAUCCCCGAACCAAGAGCGACAGGGUCAGAUUUUGUCCCCUAACUUCGUCUACUACCUGCUCACUUAUCUGCCUGUCUCUCCCUUGCACAUCUGGCUUGGUGCAGCAGCAGGGAGAUCUCUUCCCGCACAAUUUUUUUUUAACGCAGCUAGAAUGUUGCUGUGGUCUGCAACUUGGGAGCACUGGGAAAUGCAGCUUUCCUAGUGCUGCCAGUGCUUUCCAGAGAGAGAGAGAGAGAGAGAGAGCAGGGAGGGAAUACUCAGGCACUUUUAGCUUGACUCUUUGCAAAGCCUUGCUCUGUUGACAUUCCUUUUCUGUGGCAGGUGGUGGGAUGGACCUCAUUACCCUCCUGCCCUGCCCUGGACUGCAGCCCCAUUCCCAGGUCCUUGCUUUCAGCCGUACAAAUUUCCAUGGAAGCAUUCGAGCAUUGAUGGGUAUAUACAGAUUGACUUCUCAUUCUGGAAUUUAAGCUUGGCAAGAAGUGCCAAAGUGCGUAGCAAGUGGAGAUACUUUUCAGAUGGCCAGAUUUCUGCAAGAAAUGUCAAAGGGGGCUACACUCCUCCUCAGUUUACCACUACAGUGUUAAUUACAAGAGGAGCUGGCUAUGUGUAAUGCAACAUUUGCAACAGAUGCUGCUGCUUGAUAUAGUGUGCCAUUGAGACUUGACUGAACUUUUCUUAAAGACCCGAGGUUUUUUUGAAAACAGAGUGCGACACUUGCCUAGGGGGCCAUCAGGCCUCACUAGUAUGGGUUGCAUGUGGCAUUAUAACCCCUUGUAGAAACCUCAAGUUCCCCCAAAUGCGGGUCAAGAACAUUUGAAUUAAAACUGCAGAAUGCUCAUUGUAUUGAAAGAGUUUGCACAAAAUGAAUAGGUAGAACGGCAUCUCAAGGCGAACUUGCUGAUUAUGUUAAAAUAUGUAAUUUGGCCACGUGUGUUACUAUUAUUAAUACACUUUUUUUGUUAGCUGCCCCAUAACAAAUUGUUUUCUGGGUGGCUGAGGUCACAUUAGAAAACAUCCAAUAAAGGCAUAUAAAACAUGACAGACAAAUCACAGCACACAACAAAAAAAUACAAAAUACAAUAUAAAAUAUUCUAAACUUUUUUUUAAUUAAAAGCCUGAGUGAACAGCAAGGACUUUACUUGGUAUCUAAAAGAACAAAGGGAUGGCACCAGGCAACCCUUGGCAAAGAGACACUUUUAAACAUGGUAUGCUUUUUAUUUAGCAGGGAGAGAGUAACUGGCCCUCUCCACCCCCAGCACAGCAUCCCUCCGGUGGCUGUUGCUGGUGUCUAUCUUGUGUUUCUUUUUAGAUUGUGAGCCCUUUGGGGACAGGGAGCCAUCUUAUUUAUUUAUUAUUUCUCUGUGUAAACCGCCCUGAGCCAUUUUUGGAAGGGCGGUAUAGAAAUCGAAAUAAAUAAAUAAAUAAACAAACCCUCACUGGGGAGGCUUUUCCAGAAACAGGGUGCCACCACCGAAAAGGCCCCCUCCCAGUGGCAAUUGGGAGAGGCAUGAGCAGCGCUGAGAGUACCAAGUGGGUGUUGAACCCUUUCCUGCUGUGAUCUUUAUUGAAAACUGUGCCCUUGAAAUGGCUACUGGCCCCAGAAAGGGGAGGGAAGUUUCCCUUUUGGGAGCACCAUUUUCAAACCAUUUUCAUGCCCAAAAAGGGUUGAAGGCCUUCUCUACAUAUGCCGUCAUCCUGAUCAUAGCCUCGCAGUAGAACCUAUUUGUUAUAAACAGGUAGGGUCAAGAUUCACCCCUGAACACACAUACUCUGGCCAAGAGGUAACCAACCCACAGUGGCUGGUUUUUGGAGAUGCCAUGAAAGGGGGAACAAAUUGGUCAACUACUUUAGUGUAGCCCUAUGAACACUUAAAAGGAGGUCCUCUUUAACUAAAUGCUGUGGGUGCCCAAGCUAGUGUGCAUAGGAUUCUCGCUUUAAUCUCUCUCUCUCCUUUGGCUUUGUAAUCUGCUUUGAGAACUGUUGGUUGAAAAGCAAUGUAAGCAUUUUAAAACUCUUCCAUGGACAGGCAGGGAACGACAUUUGGAUUUUUGUGUGUGUGCCAGGUAGUCUAGGCGAUCUCUGGCUUAUUAGUGAUUUCUCUAGCUAAAAGUUGUAAGAACAUAAGAACAGCUCUUCUGGAUCAGGCCCAAGGAGGCCCAUCUAGUCCAGCAUCCUGUUUCGCACAGUGGCCCACCAGAUGCCUUUGGGGAACCCACAGGCAAGAGGUGAGGACAUGCCUUCUCUCCUGCUGUUACUCCCCUGCAACUGGUACUCAGAGGCAUCCUGCCUUUGAGGCUGGAGGUGGCCUUUAGCCCUCCGACUAGUAGCUGUUGAUAGACCUCUCCUCCAUGAAGUUAUCCAAACCCCUCUUAAAGCCAUCCAGGUUGUUGGCUGUCACCACAUCUCGUGGCAGAGAAUUCCACAAGCUGAUUAUGCAUUGUGUGAAAAAGAACUUCCGUUUGUUGGUCCUAGAUUUCCUGGUAAUCAAUUUCAUGGGAAGUUGCAGCCUUUCAAACUGAAGUUCUACAAUAUGAAAAAGACCAUUGGCUUUUUGAAAUGUUGGGAAUCACUAAAACUUCAGAUUUGUCUGACUCUUCUGGGAAUAUGGAUCCAAGCUGUGUACAUGCUUGCUUUUUAUUCAUGCUGCGUAUGUGUGCAGCUGUGCAAGGGGUGAAGAAAUGAGCAGAUGGGAAGUAUCUUGUAGCCCAGUCGUAUGCAUGUUUGCUCAAGUCCCACUGAGUUCCAUAGGACAACUGUGCAUGCCUAGGAUUGUGGCUUUUGAGAUGGGCAAAGGAGUGAAUGAACUACUGAGUGGAAAAACUCUUCUUUGUAUUAUAAUUCACGCACUGAAGCUGGUGUGCUUUCUGUAUGUAUUUAAAAAAGUGUAUUUAUGUUAAUGCAAAUAUUAUUACUUCCUUGUUAUAUAUUGUAAAUAGUAAGGUUUAUUCUCCUGUGGUGUUUUUUAAAAAAAGUUAACAUAAAAUAGUAACGAGGCACAUUCAUUACAUGUAUAUAGACAGGUAUAAUAUGCUUACUUAUAAUGCUGGGGUUCUCAAAUGUGGGUCCCCAGAUGCUGGACUACAACUCCCAUCAUGCCCAGUCCCAGUGGCUGGAGGAUGAUGGGACAUGUAAACCAACAUCUGGGGAUCUAAGGAUGCGAACCCCUGCUAUAACCCCAUUUUGAAAUUGGGAGGACAUCAGUGUGGCUUCAAUCAACCUAAAGUAUUGGUAGAACACAGAUUACCAGUGAAGGGGAAGGUUGUCACCAAUAUCUCAUGCUCCUAGUCCUUAAACCUUUCUGGAAAGACAUGGAAGCUAUUUCACAAGCAUCCAAGGUCUUGUUUGUGGGGGAGGGUGGGGUGGAGGGGAUGGGGAUUUUUUUUUUUAAACUUCAAACGGACUUCUGUGUUAUUUCAAACUACUCUUGAAACUUCUGUUUCUGAAAUCUGCCAGCUGUGUUGAACGGGACUCUGGUGUGCAGAAGACAUGCCAAGCCUGAGCUCCCUUGGUUAUUCAUGCAGUUCUCUAGAUUCAGGCCAGGGGCUGGAAGAAAGAGGGAAGCUCCUCUUUAAUGUGGAAAGUUCUGUAGGACAGGAGAACUAGUGGAGUUCUCACGUUGUACAUCCGUUGUCACCUUAUUUCUUUCAUCCUAGGGGCUGCACUUUUAAAAGCAAAUGCCCAUGUUUUGCACACUAAGUUUUUGUUUUGCAAGUGACGUAUUCAGUAUGGGUACCAGCCAUAGAGGACUUGAUGGACUGGUUGUAGGGCCAUGCAUUAUAUGCCCAUGUGUCAGGGUGGGGUGAGGGUGGAAUUACAUGUGUUGAUAUGGGCAAAAGUCUUUGAAAGCAUUCUAUGGAAUUUGUGCUUAAAAUCAGGGAGCUCAGAAGUGCCUUUGAAAGGGGGGGAAACCCCAGUAUUUGGAACCCCAUUGAUUCUUGUAGCUGUAGAAUCCUUGAAAUUGGCACAUGGAGCUGUGUUGGGCACAGGGUGGAUGUCAUCAUCUGGCAUUGUCCCCAUGCUUAUAGGCAUGUGCUUUGUUGAAAGACUCCUUGCCCUGAUCUUCUCUAGUGGAGCAGCCACAGGAGAGCGUGAGCUAUGCCUGAGGUUACACUUUCAGCAGACAUGGGGCAGUGGUGAAGCCCAAGAAGCCUGGCAAGUUCUGCCUGGAGUAGGUCUACUCUCAGCAGAAGCCAGAUUCCUCUACAAGUUGGGGCCACACGGCAGACGGGCAGGGAUUCCCCAGGAGAUGAGUUGAUGAACAGGUUCUCUGCAUGUGAAAAAUGUAUGACUGCCUUACCAAGGGGUGCUUGGCUGUAUAGCAAGUUUGCAUCUACUGUGCUCCACCAGCGUUUCACUCCACGGGCCAGCUCUGCACAAUGAUGAAAAUGGGGUGUCGUUGAUGUGAACUGAAACACAUGCACCCAUGCGCUAGCCAAAGGCUUGCCAUUUAAGCUGAUGUUCUGUAGGGACCUUCUGCGUGGAAGGCCACAGAGUAAUGGCCCCAUCUUGAACCAGGAAGAGGGGGAGAGAAGCAGCUCUAACAUUUCGAAAGAGCAAGCAAGCACUCUUACAUGCUCUGAUAUCCCGCAACAAGCUUCCCUUCACUGCUAGAAGAAAUGGCCACCAUUUUCACAUUAAUCUUCACUACUUGGGAUGACACAGCAGAUGCAAAUAUACUUCCAACAGUCCACCCCACCAGUCUAACUGGGCCACCCCAAAUCAAUAAGUGAAAGUUUUCAUGGGUCUGCCAGCAGAACGGGUUAAACCUGGGGUGUGUAAAAUCAGCCUCACCCCCCGUUAGAUUACAGUGCCCAUCAUUCCCAGCCUUGGUGGCAAAUAGGCAUGAUGGAAGUUAUAAUCCAACAGUUUGAGGGCUGAAGUUAAGCAGCACUAGGUUAAAGCUUUUAAUCCUCAUUUUCUGAAAUACUCUGAAUAGAACCCAAGAUGCCCUAGACCAGGGUUUCUCAACGAGUUGGUCCCCAGAUGUUAUUGGACUUCAACUCCCAUAAUCCCCAGCCCCAGUGACCUUUGGUUGGGAAUUAUGGGAGUUGAAGUCCAAUUACUUCUGGGGACCCACACGUUGAGAAUCCCUGACAAUGGAUUGUGUCCAAGGAGAAUCAUGGUGACUCUGUUGCCCAUCUUUUAGCUUCUAGUUCCACACUCUUAUUUCAGCCCAAUGCUUCCAAAAACAUCUGUUUUCAUUGUAUAGUGAUCUAGAUUCAUCAGGUUGGGGAAAAAUGUUCGUAAAUCAGACAACUUUUGUGGUAGGUUUGCAGGUCUUACAUUGGGAAACGUCAUUGGAUUCAAUGAGCACUGUUGCAUCAGUCCUGUGUGUGGUUGUGUCUUUAAAGAAAAGGUUCGGCCGAAGGUAUAGGACUCACUGGUGUGCACAACAAGGGCUAACCUUCUGCUGCAUGGCUCGCAUCCCAAAGGAUCCUCUGCCAUGUUUGGACAUAAUUUGCCCCAUCCUGGGAAAUGUGCUUGCAAGGGAGUCUGGGCCUGGCCAUGAAAGGUGGCGAUUCUUAAGGUGCCAGCCAUUAAGCCGAGUUGAAAUAUCACCACCUCAUCUGCAAGUUGUCAAAAGAUGAAUUUUGGAGUUGGGAAUGGUGUGGGGUGGUGGGGUGGUACCAUUCCCUUCCAAAUGCCCCUCACCCCAUGAACAAUGCUAGGACACAAAAGCCAGUUUAAAAUUGAGCCUGGAUACUAGGUGCCAAAGUCAGGUUAUGAGAAGGGGCCCCAUUUUGCUAGCUUAUAAUCUCCAAGACAGGGACGUGUGAGGAAAAGCAGGAGGAGUCACAGCUCUCCUGAGGCCACAUGUGUUCAGAAUGUGGGGAUACCAUCUGAAACACCACCUCCCUAUGUUGUUCUUCUCCCCUUGACAUGUUGUCAUGUGGAGUUUGGAGUAGGGGAACUCUCUGAGAGUGUUGAUUUUGCAGCACUCGUAAAGGUUAUGCAGGAGAGGUGGAGACCUCAGUGGGGCCAACACCAUGCCUUGGCCACCCUUGAGGUGUCAUUCCAGCCUGGAUCUCUCUCUUCCAAGUUUUUGGAAGAUCACUUCUCUCUACCAUGCUCCAAAAGCCAGCUUGCGGUAAAUCCAGUUUCUCUUUUAAAAUUGCCACUUGAAUUGAGUAAGCAUCUUCAAUUCCUGCUCUGGGAUGUGUGGAUUUUUAAAAAAGAAAACCAAUCCGUUCAGUAUCCAUUCAGUCAGGGGUGGGCACACUUGGCCCUCCAGCUGUUCUUGAACUACAAGCCGUAGCCUUGUAGGGAUGAUGGGAGUUGUAGUUCAAAAUCAGCUGGAAGGCCAAAUUUGCCCUCCCCUGCAUGAAGUCCUCGCUGGUAUCUUGAUGUGCAUUUUCCCCUACAGCAGGGGUUCCCAACCUUCAGUCCCCAGAUUUUGUUGGACUACAACUUCCAUCAACCCCAGCCACAGUGGCCAAGAUGAUGGGAGUUGUAGUCCAACAUCUGUGCACCCAAGGUGGGGACCCCACCCCCCACUCCGCCCUAGGAUAUAUGAUUAUGGACUAAGCAACUUCUUGUGUGCACUUGUGAAUAGUUCUCCUGGAAGCGUUGUGAGGAGCAAAUGCGAACAUAUGAAGGAUUUUGUAGGGUUUUCCUGGGGGUGGGUGGGGGUUAAUGUCUUAUGGGAGCCUAAAUUAUUUUUCUCUACCUCAUAUGUACAGCUUUGUAGGUAUAAAAUCUGAUUUCUUGUGUGACUGUGGAGAAUGUAUUUAAGUUAUUUAACAUCUUUGUAUAACGAAUGAGAACAAAUGAAGCAAUAAAUGUAUUUUAAAUUAUA